ACGAGGCUACCAAUGGCAACGACGCCACAAGGAAUUUGUACCUCAUGUACUCGCGCGCGCUUAGUAUAAGUUACACGGCAGUCCAGUCCAAGCAAGCAAGCUAGCAAGAAAUGGCCGGCCCUCACAGCGGCCGCCGGUCACCGGCCCUGCCGUGAACGGUGCGCGCCAAGUUGGCUGCUCUCGCGGUCACGCAACGCCAGGACGGCAGCCUCCGGCGCCUCCUCUUUUCGCUCGUCGACCUGCACGCCGCCGCCGAUCCCAGGCCGGACGCCUCGGGCGUCCGCUCCGCCGACGUCACCAUCGACGCCUCCCAAGGCCUCCGGGUUCGCGUGUUCUCCCCGUCGGUGGCAGGAGGCGCCCCGCUUCCCGUCGUCGUCUAAUUCCGCGGCGGUUUCGUGGCUCUCUCCGCGGCGUCCCGCCCCUACGAAGCUCUCUGCCGCAGGUUCUGCCGCGAGCUCGGCGCCGUCGUCGUGUCCGUGGACUACCGCCUCGCUCAACAGCACCGCUUCCCCGCCCCCUACGACGAUGGCGUAGCCGCGCUCCGCUACCUCGACGCCAACGCCCUGCCGAGCGACCUUGUCCCUGCCCCCGUCGACCUCUCCAUUUCCUUCCUCGCCGGCGACAGCGCGGGGGGCAACAUCGCGCAUCACGUGGCCCAGCGCUGGACAUCCAUGUCGACGACUUCGUCGCCUCCUGUAAGCCUCCGCCUCUCCGGCGUCCUCCUGAUACAGCCGUUCUUCGGUGGGGAGGAGCGGACGAGGGCCGAGGUGGCGCUUGACAAGGCGUGCCGCUCUCUGUCCAUGGCAGUGACGGAUUACUACUGGAGGGAGUUCUUGCCGGAGGGCGCCACCCCGGACCACGCGGCGGCGCGUGUGCGCGGCGAGCAUGUCGAGCUGGCGGAGGCGUUCCCGCCGUCGAUGGUUGUGGUCGGCGGGUUCGACCUGCUCAAGGACUGCCAGGCGAGGUACGUGGAGGCGACGCGCGGGAAGGGGAAGCUGGUGAAGGUGGUCGAGUACCCGUACGCCAUCCACGCCUUCCACUUGUUCGCGUAUAUCGCGGACUCCCGCAAGCUCGUGGAGAUGAGGCUGUUCGUCGAAGAACAUAGCUCUAAGCGUGUGGUUUAGCUGGCCCCCGUUUGUUAGUGUUUCCGUGCACAAAGAUCAUAUUCGUAUCAAAUAGCCCGGAUUAUCAUGUAUUCCGCCAGUAAGAAUCUCAAACUCUACUAAUACCCCAGCUGCUAAUUAGUGUGCUUAACACCAGACCAUAUCCUUUAUUAUUCUUCGAAUAACUAA
This is a messenger RNA of Phragmites australis (common reed), 1292 nucleotides long. Its product is annotated as probable carboxylesterase 18. The record is from RefSeq and is a predicted model, not a curated record. Bases 672 to 1124 code for a protein of 150 amino acids. The transcript has a single exon. Gene Ontology annotation, molecular function: hydrolase activity. Lineage: Eukaryota; Viridiplantae; Streptophyta; Magnoliopsida; Poales; Poaceae.